GUUUAUUUUAUCACCUGGUCACAUUUGGUUUGAAAAUUUCUCAGCAAGAAAAUAAACGGGCCAGAACAUCAAGGCAAAACAAAAACGGAAGCAACGCCUCGCUCCUAUCAAUUUUCCUCUUUUUGAUACGCGUACGAAUGUAUUGACAUAGCCGCCUGAGGAAUAUGUUCCAGGGCUGAGGAAACUGCCCACAUUAGAGGAAAAAUCGAUUUUUUUAUACAACAGCUUGCUAUCAGUCGUUGUUGGUUCUCAAAGUUGAUUUAAGGAGGAGUCUAUUGGAAGGCCGCAACUAUGAAUCUGGACUUUGGGAAAGUGUGCAGCAAGCACAUCGCUGUCUACGAGGCCUACUACAAACAGAUUGAUCCGAAGGCUACCGGUGCUAUUGAAGCUAUGACAGCUGCCAAGUUCUUGAAGAAAUCCGGUCUCAGCGACGUGGUACUGAGCCGCAUAUGGGAUCUCUCAGACCCGAACGGCAAGGGCUUCCUGGAUAAGCCAGGAUUCUUUGUGGCUCUUAAGUUAGUGUCGCUAUCGCAGGCGGGUCAAGUGGCCAACAUGAACAACAUCUAUGUGGAUACUGCCAACCCACCGAAAGUGGGUGAAAUUCCAAAGACGAUGCCAUCGCGCAUUCAAACUGUUCCACCGCCCAGCGGCGGAGUGACGGACAGAGACUGGACCAUCGAGGUUAUCGAUCGCUUAAAAUAUGAACAGCUUUUUGAGUCCCUCAACCCGAACAAUGGCAUGUUGCCCGGCAACAAAGUUAAGGGUGUACUAAUGGACUCCAAACUACCGAUGAAUAUCCUUGGCGCCAUCUGGGACCUGGCCGAUCAGGACAAGGACGGUAACCUGGACAAACACGAGUUUAUCGUGGCCAUGCACCUUGUUUACCAAACACUGCAGAAGCGUACCAUUCCCAGUGUUCUUCCACCAGAGCUUCGAAAGCCAGGUGCUGCUGCGGGUCAUCCGCCUAAGCCUCCCCUUCCUGCUUCUCUGCCGCGUGCUGCCAGUGGCGAGGGAUUCGGGGAUGGUGGCUUUGUGGCCAACUUUCCGAAAGACAUUGCGCCGCCGGCGGCAAUUCCUCCUAUGCCAGUGGCUGUGCCACCUAUGACACGCAUUCCGCCGGUGGGAGCCGUUAGCUCCAUGCCACUUAUCCAAACGGAUCCUCUAGUACCUAUUGGGGCACCGCCCUCGGUAAGGGCCAACGCUGAUUGGGUGGUAACUCCCGCUGAGCUCAAAAGGUUCGAGGAAAUCUUUCAACAAUCGGACCUUGACAAGGAUGGUUUAGUGUCCGGCCUGGAAGUUAAGGAUAUAUUUAUUAAGUCGGGUAUUCCUCAACGCAGCCUGGCGGAUAUCUGGGCCCUCUGCGACACCAAUCAGUCCGGAAAGCUGACCGUAGAACAGUUUGCUCUGGCAAUGUGGUUCGUCGAACGCAAGCAGCGCGGCGUAGAUCCGCCCCAUGUACUCACUGCCAAUAUGGUGCCGCCAUCGAUGCGAUCGAUUGUCUCUGGCGUGGAUUUGCAGCAUCAGGAGGUGAAGCCGACUUACUCUAAUCCAGAGCUGGAGAUGAUAUCCAACGAGAUCGAAGAGUUGGCCCGAGAACGGCGAGCCCUCGAGACGGAAAUUGCUCAAAAAGAAGCGGACGUGCGUAUUAAAAACGGAGAAGUACGCAGUCUGCAGAGCGAACUGGACACCUUGGCGGCCACGCUAAAGCAGCUGGAGAACCAGCGCGGGGAAGCUCAGAAGCGGCUGGACGACCUACAAGCUCAAGUUACACGCAACACGGCCGUGCUGGCCAGUGUAUGUCUUGAGAUAACGUGCAUUAAUGAACAGGUGAAUAAAAUUCGCGAUCAAUGCCAAAAGCAGGAAGAGACCAUUAACGAGCAAGAAGGCGAACUAAAUGCUAAGAGAUCUGAACUUCAGAAGCUAAAGGAUGAAGAAACAUCUCUGCAAAAAGAGUACGACUCGAACAACCGUGAGCUGUCAAAGUUGACAAAGCACCUGCAAAACACCCAAUUACAGAUUAGCUCGGUCCGUUCGAUGGUCACUCUGCUGAUGGAGACUCAGCGCCAGAUGACUGAUGCUUUGCUUAUUUGCCGAGCCGCUAUGGACAACAAGAACGCUGAUCUUGUUUCCGAAUACCAACUGAAAAUCGAACCAGACUUUGACGAGGCUCGCAAGGUAAUGGCGAAGGAAGUGGAAAUGCCCAAAGAUGACCCCUUCGACGAGAACAGUAGUGGAGUGGCCAACCAGGCCAACAACGGCUUUUUCAACGAUCCCUUCUCUGGCCAGAAUGCCAGCAAACCGGCUAUCUCCACUGGCUUCGAUGACAGCUUCAGUGCGAGCUCAGGAUUCGAGACAGGAUUUGAUGCCUUUGGCCAGAGUGCUGGAUUGGGGCAACCCCAGAAGCAAGAUCCCUUCGGCUCGGACGCGUUUGCCGCCAAGAACGCUGUAACACCAGAAGUUGGAAAAGACGAUUUCGGUAGCGAUCCGUUUGCCGCUCUACAUGCACCCACCGGGCAGGGUCAGGUCCUCAGUCCCAACACGGCAAAAUCGGGUCCGCCACCCCGGCCGGAGUCUCCUAGUCCAGCAUUGCCGCCAAAGAAGUCAAAGCUGCCUCCCCCAAGACCAGCCCCACCACGAGCAGCACAGCCCGCAACCGGUUUUGGAGGCAGCGGAGGAUUCGCCGACUUUGAAGAGUUCGACAAUAAGCUCCAAACAGCGCCACCGUCUCAUCAACCGCCGCUACCGCUGCUCGACAACUUCUCGCUGUUCGAUGAUCCCGGCCAGAAACAGACGCGCAGCCAAGUGCGUAGCGGAUCAAGUCCCGCGCCGGACAAAUCCACAGGGCAAUCUCAACUUUCGAUAGCAUCCCUAUCUUCAGCCAUGUCAGCAGCACCAACCUCUGUAUUCGGAUCAUCUUCAACAUUGACAUCGGAUGCAAAGGAAGUCUCGUCGAAUAGCAAAGAAGUCACUAGCAGCAUUGUUUCCAAGCAUUUUUCACAUUCCACUACACCGAUCCAGAAGGAAACAUUCAUGGUAGAUGACUUUUCGGCAGCCUUUGGAGCGUUUGAAACGCAGAAUGAACCACCACCCAGCAAUAUUACUGGGCCGACCGACUUCAAGGACGAUCCCUUUAAGGACUAUCGCUACGAGGAUCCGUUCAGCAUCAAGGAUCCUUUUGCCGACGAUGAUGAAGAAGGGGAGUCCCAGAAAGACAUCGGACUGGGUCAGAAAAAAAACUUUGCCGAGGAUUUUAGUUCAGACGAUGACCUUGUUGCCGGGUCUAAGACCUAUGAUAGUAACCAAAAAAAUAACAACCCGAGUAAACUUCAGGCGGCCACCUCACUCAUCAAUGAUCAGCUUAAUCAAUUUGACGCGUUCAACUUGAACUCUAGUCCACUGCCCCGGCCGAGCUCGACUUCCUCUAAAUCCGAAUCAAAUCCAAUCCACAAGACAUCACAAUCGGCGGUGGACAAGUUCGCCGAUUUUGAUGACUUUGAAGCUUUGGCCGGCACAGAAAAUGGAGCAAGCACUAAACCAUCGACCACAACCAUUAAAAACACAGGACCAAAUGAUUCAUUCUUCGAUGCAUUUAAUGCAAAUUUCGGGGAGAACUUGAGCUCCACAACGGUGACGAAUGCGAAUGUUAAAAAGCCUGACGACCAGAAAGCCAAGGACUUCGAUGACAGCAAUGACAAUUGGUUUAAAGAUAGCUUGGCGACGAGCCACUCCAUCCAAUUGGGCAAUCAGGACUUCGCCAAGUUUGAAGAAUUCGGAGAGCAUAAUUUCUCUAGUGAUUUCGCCAACACGUCGCUGGGGAGCAGCAUGAACGAGAAGCAAAAUAAAGUUAAAGAGAUCAACUCGAAUGGCUCAGCUAAGGAGAAAUUUGCGGCAGACUACUCCAAACCGGAGAGCUUCGACGCAGAUCUCGCGCAGGCGCUCAAGAGAAGCAUGCUGGAGAACUAAAUCUUAAUCUAAGUGUUUAUGUUACCGUUAUAAAGUGUAUAAUUAAAGGCGAUUUACAUUUAUUCUUUUGCGGUCUUAAGGAUCCCCUCUACGGGUCCGCACAGACAAUUCCAACUGGUAUUAAAACCUUACUCAUAAGUAUCUACAAAUUCGUAAUCACAUACUCGUAAACCCUAAGAAAGUAUGAUUUAACCUGUUCCAAAACCAAAUAAAUAUUUGAAUAAAACAAGA
Messenger RNA from Drosophila ananassae, 4194 nucleotides. RefSeq names its product epidermal growth factor receptor substrate 15-like 1 (gene Eps-15). Gene Ontology annotation, biological process: endocytosis; endosomal transport. Gene Ontology annotation, cellular component: cytoplasm; plasma membrane; clathrin coat of coated pit. The transcript is spliced from 13 exons. Lineage: Eukaryota; Metazoa; Arthropoda; Insecta; Diptera; Drosophilidae. The record is from RefSeq and is a predicted model, not a curated record. Gene Ontology annotation, molecular function: calcium ion binding; cadherin binding. Bases 292 to 3963 code for a protein of 1223 amino acids.